Messenger RNA from Hypoxylon fragiforme, 1498 nucleotides. Its product is annotated as HAD-like domain-containing protein. The record is from RefSeq and is a predicted model, not a curated record. The transcript has 5 exons. Lineage: Eukaryota; Fungi; Ascomycota; Sordariomycetes; Xylariales; Hypoxylaceae. The coding region runs from base 488 to 1498 and encodes 336 amino acids.
AUCUCGACCAGGUACCGUUAAGGCCAACUUCUUCAUUCAGUAUUUCAAGAUUGUUCAUCAAAAUCCUGGCCUGCCUUAGAGGGUUAGGGAGUUAGUUUAGCCGCUCUCGGCUAUGCUCCCAGACGUUGCAAUCAAUGCUUCUUAGCCUUCUUAGCCAAGGGCAACUUGGGCUAGGCGUUGCCCACUUAUGCUCUCCGAUCUGCGCUGCCAGUAGUGGCUAGGUUAGGGUCAGUAAUUAAAUAGAUACCUUCUAACUACAUGGAGAUCCGGACUGCCCGGAACGGAGCCAGAGUACGGUAGUUGAUAAGUCCGCCGCUACUGACCAUCGGUAGCCGACGGAGCACCGGAUUAUGGACCAAUGAAUGCAUCUCAGCCCGGAGUCAAAUGUAACUGAUAUAAAAACACGGUAUUCAAUCAUUCCUUCCGUCUCACGCGUGCAUGUAACUCCCAGCUAUUUGUGCAAUCGGCAAUCGGCAAACGAAACGAAAUGUAUGAAAUGCAACCACCCGACGGUGAACCACAAGUUCGGUUCAUCGUCACCUGUCCUCACGGCGGAUCUACAUUUCUCAUGACAAUCUUCCAAAAUCAUCCACUCUGCGCAGUUACAGACGCUUCUGCCCCUCAAUACCUCAGUCUAGAAGACCUGUCCCACCAUAGCGCCUUCACCAAUAGCUUAGCAUUGAUGAUACCACGGGAUGACAAGCAUGAGAUGCUCUUUACCCCCUCGCCGUAUGCAAGGGCUCGACCAAUUAUAUUAAUUCGUGAUUCCAUUCGAGUAUUCGACGAUUGGAAACAGAUAGGAUGGGGGGAUCCCAAGAGUUUGAUCAAAUAUUAUACCACGAUGUUCCCAUUGCUAAGCCGCGCUCCUGCAAACACUGCAUCAAGCCUCCUCUACGAAAAACUCACCCAAGCCCCGCGGGAGGGAGUCCAGCACAUUUGCCAACAUUGGGGCGUACCGUUCUCAGAGCAAAUAUUCGCAUCCACCGAGAUAGACACACCAUACCACGGACUCCCAUCCAACAUGGAGAAAACCGAAAAUUGGGGAGCAGAGUCCACCACCCAGCUACAGGCCGUGUUUGCGGGGCGAUCCCGGGUCGGCUUCGACCUCGACGACACCCUGCACGAAUUCCGCCGCGGCUCCGGAAACGCCGUUGACCAAAGUCCUCGGCGUUAUCUCUGCGCGACACAACAUCCCCGCCACAUCGCUAAAGACGGAGGUAAUUUUUCCCGCCGUGCUGGCGCAUUUCGAGGUCCCCCCCACGACAGCGACAGCGACAGCGGCUUCACGGCCGAGAUCCAGGAGCUGUGCGAAGCGCCGCUAAGCCAAUCUCUCGAACCGAAGUGCGGUGCCUUGAGCUUACCUAUUGAUGCGCAGGAGAGGACGGUGCAGAGGCUCGACAUUGGCGGGUACGUUGACUUCAUCGCGCCGACGAACCGGUUUGGCGUGGCGAAGACGGGCGGGCUGUUUGCUAGGGUGUUGAAGUAUUUUGGGGAUUGA